Oncorhynchus keta (chum salmon) is the source of this 4304-nucleotide messenger RNA. RefSeq names its product protein kinase C and casein kinase substrate in neurons protein 2-like. Bases 196 to 1731 code for a protein of 511 amino acids. Gene Ontology annotation, cellular component: endosome; cytoplasm; plasma membrane. Gene Ontology annotation, biological process: cytoskeleton organization; plasma membrane tubulation; regulation of endocytosis. Gene Ontology annotation, molecular function: phospholipid binding; protein binding. The record is from RefSeq and is a predicted model, not a curated record. Lineage: Eukaryota; Metazoa; Chordata; Actinopteri; Salmoniformes; Salmonidae. The transcript is spliced from 12 exons.
UUUUUUUUUAUUUUGCAUACCGGAAGAGAUGGUGGGUGCGUUCAUGCUGCGGCUCCUGUUACUGGUAAGAAGAAGAAAAAAACUGGUAAAAGUUUAGCCAGCUAAAUACAGCUAAUUUAUUCAUUGAUUCGCGUCUCUGAAGAGGAGCGGAACUCUUCAAGCCCCUGAGGACUGUGGGUACCGAGGGCAGCAGCCAUGUCCGGCUCCUACGAUGACUCCAUGGUCGACGUCUCCAGUGACAGCUUCUGGGAGGUGGGGAACUACAAGCGGGCAGUGAGGCGGGUGGACGAUGGCAGUCGCCUGUGUAACGACCUGAUGAACUGUCUCCAUGAGCGGGCACGCAUCGAGAAGUCCUACGCACAGCAGCUCACAGAGUGGUCCAAACGCUGGAGACAGCUUAUAGAGAAGGGCCCUCAGUACGGGACCCUGGAGCGGGCGUGGGGUGCCCUGUGCACGGAGGCGGAGAAGGUGAGCGAGCUCCACAUGGAGGUGAAGGCGGUGCUGAUGGGGGAGGACUUUGAGAAGCUCAAGGUGUGGCAGAGGGACUACUACCACAAACAGAUGAUCGGAGGCUUCAAGGAGACCAAGGAGGCUGACGACGGCUUCCGCAAGGCCCAGAAACCCUGGGCCAAGAAACUGAAAGAGAUGGAGACGAUGAAGAAGGCGUACCACGGGGCCUGUAAGGAAGAGAAGCUGGCCACCAGCCGGGAGAACAACAGCAAGCUGGAGAACAACAGCAACCCUGAGGCCCAGAAGAAACUGCAGGACAAGGUGGAGAAGUGCCAGCAGGAGAUGGAGAAGACUAAGGAGCGCUAUGAGAAGUCUCUGGAGGAGCUGGACAAGGUGACUCCCCAGUACAUGGAGAACAUGGAGCAGGUGUUUGAACAAUGGCAGCAGUUUGAGGACAAACGCAUCACCUUCUUCAAAGAACUUCUGCUGGAAGUCAAGCAUCACCUCGACCUCUCCACUAAUCACAAAUUUCAGACAGUCUACCACACGUUGGAGGACACUAUCUCUGCUGCUGACGCUGUGGAGGACCUCAAGUGGUUCCGCUCCAACCACGGUCCUGGCAUGCCCAUGAACUGGCCCCAGUUUGAGAAUGUGGACUGGUCCCGCUCCUCUAGGUCCAGAAGGUCCAUUGUAGACUGGUCCAUAGAUUUGAACCGUACACUGAGUCGUCGAGAGACUAAGAAGAAGCCCUCCGAGGGAAUCACCCUGACGGGCAUCAGCCAAAUGGAAGAGCAGCAGGCAGCCAAGAGCAGCAGCAGCCUGACUGUGCCCACUAGCACAGAGCCGGUGGGUUCGAACCCCUUCGAGGAUGACGACGACGAGGAUCUCCAGGGGACCGAGAAGGAACAGCCUGCUGUCGUCAACAACAACAACAGCAGCAGUCCUCUCAAUGUCAAAAAAGUGGAGGAAGUGAAAACCGCCAGUAGUGUGGAGAAAUCGCAAGAGUGGUCGGAUGAGGAGACUGGGGUGAACCCGUUUUCCAUUGAGGAUGCCAACGGCGAUGGGAACCCGUUUGAGGUGGAGCCGGCGUCCUCGGGGGUGUCUGUGGCCGUGCGUGCCCUCUACGACUACGAAGGACAGGAGCAGGAUGAACUCAGCUUCAAAGCAGGUGAGGAGUUCACCAAGAUAGGAAACGAGGACGACCAGGGCUGGUGCAGAGGGCGCCUGAAAGACGGCGUGGUGGGCCUCUACCCCGCCAACUACGUAGAAGACAUCCAAUAAUGACCGAGCGAGAGACAAGGAGGACAACGAGAGAGAGGAUGGGGUGAAGAGGAAAAAGAAAGUGGAGGAGAUGGGGCAGGAGGGUGGGCAUGGUAGGCCUCGCAUUCGCCCCUCUCACCCUCUCCCCCUAUGUGUGUGAGUGUGUGAGUGUGUGAGUGUGUGAGUGUGUGAGUGUGUGAGUGUGUGAGUGUGUGAGUGUGUGAGUGUGUGUGAGUGUGUGUGAGUGUGUGUGAGUGUGUGUGAGUGUGUGAGUGUGUGAGUGUGUGAGUGUGUGUGUGAGUGUGUGAGUGUGUGAGUGAGUGAGUGUGUGAGUGUGUGAGUGUGUGAGUGAGUGAGUGUGUGAGUGAAAGGGGUGGCAGAAGGAAGGGGUUUGCCCAUCGAAGAGGAUGAUGUUGUAGCUCUCUCUGUUGUAUCUUCCUGGAUCCCAUGUCGUUAAGCACAGAUCUUCCUACAACUACAGCCUGCCUUCAUUGUCAGCCUUUAUGAUGGGACACCCAGUACAGAGUCUAAAGCCAGCUGCAAAAGCAAAUGUUACUUAAAGCCAUUACUGUUACAGAAGAAAAUAUAUAAAAAGAUAUUUGAAACAUGUUACCUUCCAAUUGUAGCUUGAAGUUAUGAAGACGUUGAAAGAAUUAACCGAUUUAAAAGAUGUGAACAGACAUGGGAGAGGAUAUACAUGUGUCUCAUUCACGAGGUCUAGCACAUUUUAGAUUUGAUUUGAAACUGAUUGGAGACCUAAAAGUAAUCUCAGUUGAAUCUUUUAAUUCAUUUUUGUCAUAGACAAUUGGUGAUACAUAUUUUUAGUUCUAUAGAUCUGAUUCUAUUGUAACACCAAUUUGUAGUCCAGGAUCUGAUUUGGUAGUCUUAUGUUGAAAUAAGGGGAAUUCCUAAUUGUAUGUUAUUUCUUGCUCUGUUUUGAGCGUCCUUCACCCCAUCCUUUUGACAGUAAUCAAGGUUUUAUUUUUUUUCCACACGAAAGCCAUUUGUCUGAAAUAUCAGAACCUACAUCCCCGUUUUCUUAUUUGACUUUUCAAAUCUUUUGAGAAAAGGGCUUGGAAUUCAUGGCAGUGCCGGUUCAGAACAAUUGUCUUUCUUAUCUGAUGCUUAUAGUUCAGAUUUGUCUUGUUAUGCCUUUUUUUUGUAUUUUAAAUCUGAUUUGUGUUUUGCUCAGCGAAUAGUUGAUGAAUGAGAGAAACCGAGAUGAUGAAUUCUAUCCAGUUCUUCCACCGUCACCAACCAGCCUGGUCUCAGAGCAUUUCAUAUUAUUCUGUAAAUGCUCUGAUACCAUGUUGCGCCAACCCACAUUUUAACAAUAAGUGACGCACUCAGAAGUUCUCCUGUAACCUUUACCCCUCAACUUUAAUUGAUUGUAUAUUCUUUAAUUGUUUCAUUGUAUCGGCUCACCUAUUGAUUGUACACGUUUGCUGGUCAUUCUAGUAUCAGGGACAUUCACCAGGGCACAUAGGGCUCUGGCCAAACGUAGCACACUAUGUAGGGCAUAGGGUGCCAUUUGUGACAGCCUCUAUUCACUCAAUUGACAUUCUGUUCGUAGAUUCUUACAUGUUGUUUUGUUUUUCCACACUGAAUGCUUGGCAAUAAGGUGUGUCACUUGAAGCUAGGAGCUUUAGCUGUAGCUUGCUUGGCAAUAAGGUGUGUCACUUGAAGCUAGGAGCUUUAGCUGUAGCUUGCACUGGAUGUCCAUUCAAAGCUUUGGGAGAAUAUACUUUUUUUGUGGCAGCAAAACAAUGUUGCACGUUCAGCAAUAAACACAGCUUUUACUGUUUUUCACAAACUAGAGGGUCCGAUUUAAUAAAAGUAUGUUUGCAUGUAAAUAGCGAGGAACCUAUGAACAAAUUUAAGCAGUUAUAGAUUAGGGAGUUGUGAUUUAAAUUUCUAUUUGGAAAUCAAAGACUGUUAAUUUAUAAGAUGCCUUAAGUGCUUUUGUUCUCUGUCAGAUGAAAUGCUGUGAUUCGGAAACAAAUCCAUUUGUACAAUAAUUGAAUGUUUUAUGGCGAAUGUCUCGUGAAUUUGCUGUCUUGUUGCGUUUGUAAAUAUAAUGUAGUAUCUCCAGAGGGGCCAGAGCCUACUUAUGAUUAGUAAUUGACAAAUAGCUGUGAGAUUAUAUUUCUCAUUUUCUUUUAAAAGUUAAUGAUUGACAAACACACCGUUAACGCCACCACAUGUGCAUUACCAGUAUUGGCAAACUCUGUUAUUUAGGACCUAUCCCAAUUCCCAUCUCGAGUAUAGGUUUCUCCUAUUGGGAGUUGACGUUAUGGCUCUUACAUUGUUGUGAGUACAUUAUUUAGCAAACACUGUUUACGCAUGAUGCUCCUGGAAAUAUCCCCUACAUUUUAUGCCUACAACCGCAUAUCAAAAGAAGGAAGAUUGAUUUGGUUUGAUAUUAGUUUUCUGUCAGUGUGAGAGGUUAUGCUGUGCGUUUCAGGUCAUGAGAUGUAUAUCAUUGGUUUCAGGUCAUGCCAUCAACAGAACACUGCAGCAGCUUUACUUGCACAACUCAGUUUGCCAAUGUUAUCACACAGAAUACAUUAUAAAUGAAUUGAACAAAAAGAGAA